UUCAAAAUAGCGUUUGCUGUUAAUCUGCAUGUAAAUCCAUCUUUUUAUUUAUUUAUUCGCUGAAGAUGACGGGUUGUUGUGCGCUUGGAUGCACAAAUAGACACAGCAAGGGCUUCAAGAUGUACAGAUUCCCUUCAGAUCCAAACAGAAGAAAAAUUUGGGAAAAUAAAGUCAACCGUGUGGGAUGGAAGCCGACGACAUCGUCAAAGCUUUGCGAGGCACAUUUUGAUCCUCAUCAGUUUGAAAAUGGGCGUGCUGAUCAGAAAAAGAAGCUGAAGAAUUCUGCAGUGCCUACCAUCUUCUGUCAGCAAAGAACCCCAAAGUCACGAAAGUUUCCAAAAAAGGGUGGUCAGCCUACAAAAGGAAUACGUUCACCCAAGCAACAUGUGACACCUAUGCUUGAAGACCAUAACUAUGUUGCUGGCCCACAACUUCAGAGAUGUUCAGUUUCUUCUGAAGGCAGAGCUUCUGAAUCUGAAAACAUUCCAGCGCUAUGUGGAAGGUGCAGAACUUCAAAACGCCAGACAAAGAUGCAGACUCAAAUCAAGGGACGGAAAGCUAAGUUCCAUCAAACAAAGAUGAAGUACAGAACAACUGUUACGGCAAAGGGGAAACAAGAGGCUAAAAUAUCCAGACUCUUCAGGAGGGACCAACUUCAAAGCCUAUCCAGAGGGGGAAUACAAGAAUGUAAAUGGACCACAGGUGAUGUGAAAAAAGCUCUGCAAUUGAGAUUCGGAGGUGGUACUGCACUUCUCCUUGAGCAGAACUUCCCUCUCGAAUCAGAUAGGACAAUACAAAAAAGAAUGGAAAAGAUGCCCUUUGAGCCAGGUGUAUUGGCACAGGUAUUUGAUUUUCUGCAAAUUAAAGUGAAAGAUAUGCGAGAAGAGGAGCGUACAUGUUGCCUCACUCUUGAGGAAAUGUCACUGACGUCAAAGGUAGAAUUCGAUCUAGACAGUGGAGAUUUGUUAGGAAAUAUAACUCUUCCUCAACACUCUGGGAAUGCAGAUCAUGCACUUGUUUUCAUGUUGGGAAGCAUCACUAGUCACUGGAAGCAGACAGUCGCCUACCACUUCACCGGCAGCUCCACAGAUGGCGCUGUUUUUCAUGACAUCGUGUUGGACAUCAUUCAGCUGGCCUCCAACAUUGGUUUACAUGUAGCAGCUGUUACUAGCAACAUGGGUAGUGCAAAUCGUGCUAUGUGGACGAGCUUUGGAGUUGUCUGCAGUAAACAUAACAGUGUCAACAGAAUUCCUCAUCCUCAAGCAAGUGACAUGUGGCUCUACUUUCUAGCCGAUGUACCUCAUGUUUUCAAAAACAUUAAAGCUUCACUCGUGAACGGCCAAACCUUCACGUUGCCAGACAGCCUCGUCAGGGAGCAUGGGCUGAAUUCGCAUCAUGUGAGCAUUGAGCCUUUGAAAGACCUUGUUGACUUUCAAGAUGACCUGGACUUGAAGCUUGCACCAAAGCUUACAAAGGCAGCUCUGACCCCUACUCAUUUUGACAAAAUGAAAAUAGGGAAUGCAACACGCGUACUAAGCCGUGACAUUAGCAGUGCAUUAAGAUAUCUUGUGGAAAGAGAGGAGCGUGACGAGAGCUACCUAACAACCGCAUGGUUCAUCGAACUCAUGGACAAAUGGUUUCAGCUAAUGACGAGUCGCCAUCCAGUGCUUGCACUGAGCAGGUUAAAUGAAGAGAAGUACCAGGAGGCUGUCACCUGUCUUCAAACUGUGAUCUGCUUGUUCAAUGGGGCCAGAAUUGGGAAUGGAGACUGGAAGCCACUCCAGACAGGGGUUGUCCUGUCUACAAUUUCAGUACUUGAACUGGCGGAAGAAUUACUAGAUGCUGGAUACAAAUUCCUGCUGACAUCCAGGCUAACACAGGAUUGCCUUGAAAAUAUCUUCUCCGUCGUGGGUUUGAGGAAGCCAGUACCAUCUCCAUUGGAGUUUAAACAUGCACUGAAACUGAUAAGCAGCGCACAGUUCCUUAGUCAAAUGCGAACGGGUAGUUCCCAACAGGAUGAUGGAGAGUUUCUUGCUGACUUCCUCGAUCAGCAUUCGCGGGUCCCGUGUGAACUGAACACUGAAAGCAUCAGAUUCUUAGUUGACCAAGAAGGGGUACCUGAACUUGGGCAGGCUGAGCGUGAUAGCCUGUAUAAUUUGACAGGAUACUGUGUGAGUAAUGUAAGAGCAAAUGAAAAAACAUGUGAGUCAUGCAUCCAGGCAGUGAUGAAAAACUCACAUGACAAAGCACACCAGGCCUCAAAGCUUACCCAACUAAAAGAGUACGAAGAAGGAAACCUCAUUAAGGUGUCUGAUUCUGUGUUCGACAUGGUCUACAGAGUUGAACUUAUGUUUCGUAGGGUAGAGAACGGCCUCAUGAACAAGAACAAUGUCAAGAAGAUGUUGAUGGAAAAGGCACAGGAACUGUGUUCUGACAUUUCUCUACCAGCAUGUCACAAUCUCAAGGAAAAACUUAUAAGUAAUUUCUUCAAUGCACGACUGCAGUUUUAUUGCAGGAAGAAAACAAGUGAACUAAAUCAACAAAGGGGGAGAACUUGGAAGCAAGAGUAUAGUGAUGAGGAAACUGGCCAAGAAAGUAAAGUGAAUGAUUUUAUUGGAUACGCCGCUGCUGUAUAGAGACAACUACAAAUAAUUCCCGCAGCAUCAUUGUAUCCUCAAUAAAAACAAACAAAAAAGCAAAAAACAGAACAAACUGGAUGCUACACCAUCGUCUCCUGCAGACAGAUGGAUACCAGGACAAGGGUGUUUGGAAAAGAUUACAUUUCACCUCCUCACAUGCUCAUUCAGUUGCAUCUGAAGUUGACAGAUGUCACAAGAAUUAAUUUCCAUUUUAUUCACAUUGAAGUGCACACUGCAAAUGAAUAUUAUGCCAACUCUCAGAUCAUGAUUGCUUUCAGUACAUGAAUUAUCUUUUUUUUUUUUUCCUCUUGUAUUUUUAGUUGUUUUUUUCCCUAACCUGUCCAGUGUUUGUGCAGUGACAUUACAUUAUACAUGCAUAGUCAUAGUGCACUGUGCACGCCACGGAGUAGUUUUGACUGUUGAACGCUCUAUUUGCAAAGUAAAGGUCAAACAAUGUCGACGUCCAUUGGAUUCUACAGCAUGUGACGUAUGUUACGCCGUAAUGUGACAACUAAGCAUGACUCGUGCAAACUAAUCUUUUUUAAGACCCUAUUAACCAAUAAUUUGCAUCACAUUUCUCAUUAGAGCAACUUUAACUCUUGACCUUUGUACAAACUGAAAUUGACCUUUGUCACCAUUCUUGCUGUUU
Messenger RNA from Thalassophryne amazonica, 3288 nucleotides. RefSeq lists its product as uncharacterized. The coding region runs from base 66 to 2636 and encodes 856 amino acids. The transcript is spliced from 3 exons. Lineage: Eukaryota; Metazoa; Chordata; Actinopteri; Batrachoidiformes; Batrachoididae. Gene Ontology annotation, molecular function: sequence-specific DNA binding. The record is from RefSeq and is a predicted model, not a curated record.